UUGGCAAUGCGCGCACGUACAUUGAAAUAUCCAAAGUUAAAAUAAAUAUUGUUGACAUAAACACUGUUAAUUAAGAAUUUAGUUAUAAUUAUAAGUGAAGUGAUAAAAAUAUUGAAGUGAUUGACAAUGGCCAGUGGUAACGGAAGGUUGCAAUUGACGGAUGAUAAGAAACAAGUGAAACCUUUGAAUAUGUCCGAUGUGGAGAUGAUUUUCGGCAAACCCGACGGCGGGAAGAAAGAGAAUGAUGUUCACAAGGUCGUGAAUGAAAGGAGGAACAAUGAAACGAACCCAUCAAGCAAUGCUACCAAUAAAGCGGAAGACCAGGAGUCUCCGCGCGCCAGCCAGCCGCUGUUGGAGCCCGAUCGGGGCAAGCAGAAGCCGCCCAUUGCAGGGCCAGAAAUCGACGACCUGGAUGAUGAGAAGUCGGUGACCAACAAAGCUCCCUUCCCGGGCAUUGAUGACGGUCUAUUGGAGACAGAAGACAAACCACAUAAAGAACCUCACGAUGAAGAUGACGACGUGGACAAAGAACUCCCUCCCCACGAGGACAGCGCCGGCACAGACGAGGGUAAAUGGUGGCUCACGGGAGGGCAAGACCAGCCCGACUAUCCUUAUGAUAUAAAUGGCACCAGAUUUGAUAUUGAAGAUCGGCUGGGCUCUCCUAUACCAGGUGUUAUCCCAGACGUGAACACAUACCAGCAGAAGAAGAACCUGGCCCAGGGCAUGAUGGACCUGGCUCUCUUCACGGCCAACACCAACCAGCUGCGAUACGUCAUCGAGACUUCCAGCAACCAUCCGUACUACUACUUCAGCUUGGUUUCUAUAAGCUUCAGUCUAUUCUUGCAGAUCGCCGUCGGCAUCGGUCUAAUCCUGAACAGCCGUUACAACGUAAAAGACGAAAAGGACAUCUGCAAAGCGGACAAGAUCAACAACAUGACGGUCCUGGGGAUAUUCCUCAUCACAAUCGUCAACGUCUUCAUCGCCGCCUUCAGCGUAGCCCCGACCAGCACUGGUAUACCCGUGGUGUUACCAGCGCCCGUUCAACAGGCUGGAUAGUGAAUCUCGUAUAUUUAGUGACCUUUGUGACAUUUAGAGUGUACCUUGGAAGGAGAACUAAUUAAGGUCCACAAGAGUAUUUAUUUGUUAUUUACCGAGAUAAUAGCUUUGAUUGUUCUCAUAUAAUAUGCUGAAUUAUAGAAAGUCUGCAAGACCAACAAGUGAAUUGGUCAGUUAAUCAAAUCAGAUAAUGAAUAAUCAAAUAAUACUAGGUACUACUACAGCCUGGAAUGAGAAAGGUAACUUUGCUGGUAUGGUGAUCUUGUGUUAAGUGUGAAUUACAAAAACUAAGAAGUUACUUCUUACUUGUUUGUACUGACAUAUGUUAUACCCUGGUAUCACAAUCCUUAAUAUUCGCCAAGUCCAUUAAACUUGACCUUCUUCUUAGGUCUGUUAUCACUGCCAUAGUACUAACUAGCAAGUAUUCUUUCUCGUGGUUAUUGCUACUGACACACUCAGGGUAGUUUUUUAGACUAGACUCAACAACCACCAUCCACGCCACCUUCAUCACAAUCUAGGUAGAUAUAUGUAUUUAAUUGUACAAUACAACCAAUCAUACUUAGUUACGUACAUAUUGUACCUUUAUUAUGCAAAUAAAAGUUUGAGUUUUGAGUUGAGGGUCAAGUAUGUACCUUAUAACUUUUUAACGGGCACAAUUAUCUGCCGUUCUGUAUAAAGGACAUAAACGAGUGAAGAGAACAUUUAUUUUACCACAAAACCAAUAAAAACAACGCUAUGAUCGACAUAUUAUGCCUUGUUACAAUUAAAUACAUCUACCUAGAUUGUGAUAAACUUGUGGCGUGGAUGGUGAUUUUUCUCCCAAGGAACGGGAUACCUGAUUGUGUAAGACUUGUAAAUGUAAUUUUGCUGCAUUGAUUAGCUUCAUGUGUCACCCGACUCAAAAUUGUGGGUUGUUAAAAUUCUAUUAACAUCUCUUAUGAUAUGAAUCUCGUAUAUAAAAUCUCGUGUUAACUAGUAAUAAGAACAUUAUAUUUAAUUUUUUUUAUAUUCAAUGCAUAGCUAAUGCUUCUUUCAUGUACUAAAAGUACUUAAGUUUCUUGUGAGAAGUCUUUUUAUACAUUUUACUUUAUGAAAUUAUAAUAAUCUUGGACUUACUUUUCUCUAUCAGUUUUUGCCAGUUAACGGACUGAAAUACUGUGAUAUAAGACUGCACAUACUCAAAUUUCAAUACCUAUUUGGAUAUUUUAGUUCAAUUUUAACUCAUUAUUAAAAUAUUUUUGAUUUGAUCAAAUUUUAUGAACUGUAAAUAUUUUUAAGUGUAAAUAAAUAUAGG
Messenger RNA from Amyelois transitella, 2350 nucleotides. It is a transcript of the gene NijA, whose product is annotated as ninjurin-A. Gene Ontology annotation, biological process: cell adhesion; tissue regeneration. The coding region runs from base 127 to 1056 and encodes 309 amino acids. The transcript is spliced from 7 exons. Gene Ontology annotation, cellular component: membrane. The record is from RefSeq and is a predicted model, not a curated record. NCBI's taxonomy places the organism in Eukaryota, Metazoa, Arthropoda, Insecta, Lepidoptera, Pyralidae.